AUGAAUGACAGCGACGAUGAGACGUUCCUGAAGAGCAACGACCAGCAGCGCCUGAACAUCACCACCUCCCUGGUGCAGGUGCUGAUCUGGCCCUUCAUCACCAUCAACCUCUUCAUGUACUUCGUCUUCUGCCGCAAGCGCACCCUGCGCGCCGAGCCGCGCUACCUGCUCUUCGCCCAGACGCUGCUGGCCGACUCGGCGCUGUUCGUCAUGACAGACUUUGCGGUGAUCACCAUCAACCGCCACCAGCUGCUUCCCAUCGGGUUCUGCGUCCCGUUCCUCAUCGUCAUGUACAGCUUCAACCAGGUCUCGCCCACCAUCAUCACGGCCAUGUGUCUGGAGCGCUACGUGGCCAUCUGCAUGCCCCUGAGGCACGUCAACAUCUUCUCCCCUACUCGGACCUCCAUAGUCAUUGCCUCCGUGUGGUUCCUCAGCUUUAUAAAGCCUUUCAUAGACUUUCUCCUCAUGCUGUCUGUCGUUUCCCAGAGUUACUUCCAUAGACUCAACUUUUGUUAUUACGAGAUCAUGCUCGUGGCCAAGUGGCAUAUGAUGCUGAGGGGCAACUUGAAUAUUAUGAACUAUCUGGCUAUUUUGGUCGUCCUGCUCUUCUGCUACGGCUCCAUCUUUCGCGUGGCCAGGCGGGCGUCUGGCAAAGACAAGAAAGCGGCCGCGAAAGGCCAGCGGACUUUACUUCUCCACCUGCUGCAGCUGUUCCUCUGCACCUUGGAGAUCAUCUGCCCCUACGUGGAGGCCAGGGUGAUGGAGGUGGACGUGCAGGUGUACCUCAUUCUGCGCUACUUUAACUUUUUGGCCUUUACCAUUCUGUCGCGGGCGAUCAUUCCCCUCAUCUAUGGUUUUAGAGAUGAGAAGUUUUAUGAUGCCAUGAGGAGUUAUGCCAAGGUGUUCAGUGCAGAGUUCAACCAAAUGUUUGUGUCCUAA
Molecule: messenger RNA, 939 nt
Organism: Engraulis encrasicolus (European anchovy)
Lineage: Eukaryota; Metazoa; Chordata; Actinopteri; Clupeiformes; Engraulidae
Product: odorant receptor 131-2-like
Exons: 2
Coding region: 1-939 (312 amino acids)
Biological process (GO): G protein-coupled receptor signaling pathway; detection of chemical stimulus involved in sensory perception of smell
Cellular component (GO): membrane
Molecular function (GO): odorant binding; olfactory receptor activity; G protein-coupled receptor activity
Source: RefSeq, a predicted model, not a curated record